AGAAAGAUGAAGAACGAAUCAACCAUUAUUGAUGUCCCUGCAGAAUCAAGCUCAGCAAUGAAAGGAAAAGCUCCUCUAAUCGGUGUGGCUAAAGACCAUACUACUAGUGGCUCAGGUGGAUACAAGAGAGGUCUCUCGAUCUUCGACUUCCUCCUCCGUUUAGCUGCCAUUGUUGCAGCAUCAGUAGCAGCUGGAACCAUGUUUACAAGCGACGAGACUCUUCCUUUCUUUACACAGUUCUUGCAGUUCCAAGCUGGCUACGACGAUAUACCAACUUUCCAGUUCUUUGUGAUUGCCAUGUCCAUAGUUUCAGGAUAUCUCGUCCUGUCUCUUCCUAUCUCUGUCGUUACCAUCGUUCGUCCUCUCGCCACUGCUCCAAGGCUCCUCUUGCUCGUUCUUGACACUGCGGCCUUGGCGUUUAACAUGGCGGCUGCAUCAUCGGCGACAGCGAUAUCGUAUCUAGCACACAAUGGGAACCAGAACACUAACUGGCUCCCCAUUUGCCAACAGUUUGGUGACUUCUGUCUGAAAAGCAGCGGAGCUGUCGUCUCCUCCUUUGUAGCCGUUGUCUUCUUCACCAUCCUCGUUGUCCUCUCUGGUGUCGCUCUCAAAAGACACUAA
Molecule: messenger RNA, 621 nt
Organism: Raphanus sativus (radish)
Lineage: Eukaryota; Viridiplantae; Streptophyta; Magnoliopsida; Brassicales; Brassicaceae
Product: casparian strip membrane protein 2-like
Exons: 3
Coding region: 7-621 (204 amino acids)
Source: RefSeq, a predicted model, not a curated record